UAAAAACUCAAAAGCAGAACUCUUUUCGGCAGCGCAGAACAUCUUAACAUAAAACACACUGUCAAAAUAUUUGGCAAUAUGAACAUUCCUGGGACACAGGAUAUAGACACAGAAGAUGGUGAGGAGAUGAGUAUCUAUGUCAAUGUAGAAGAAAUAAACAAUUAUGAUGUCUGUAGAGGAACAGAGGACACCGUCACCAAGACAAAACCAACAUCUCAACACACAGGAAGUGAACGUGUGAUGAGAAGUUACCGAUCAGUUACAGUGUGUUUGGCGCUGCUGUGUGUUCUUCUACUGACUGCAGUCAUAGUGCUGUGUGUCCUCAUCAAUACAAACAAUCAACAGUUUAACAUCAAGACCAAAAACAUCACAGAAGAGAGAGACCAGCUACUAUUAAAGUACAAAAAUUUGACAAAAGAAAAUGAAAGAUUUAUCCAGCAGAUAAAGGCAAUAAUGAAGACAGAUGGAUGGAUUAACUAUCAAUCCAGUUUGUACUUCAUUUCAUCUGAGAAGAAGAGCUGGACUGAGAGCAGAAGAUACUGUAGAGAGAGAGGAGCAGAUCUGAUCAUCAUUAACAACAAAGAGGAACAAGAUUUUAUUAAGAAGAUAUCUGGUACAGCGAGAUACUGGAUUGGUUUGACUGACAUUGAAGUGGAAGGCAGAUGGAAAUGGGUUGAUGGCAUGAAACUGACCACUGGAUUCUGGGUGACACCACAGCCCAAUGGCAAAAGGAAUGAGAAUUGUGUUGUGUCGACUUCAUCAGGAUGGUUUGAUUAUCAAUGUUCUAAUUCAAUGAAAUGGAUCUGUAAGAAGAACAAAAAAAGAGACCAGCUACUAACCAACAAUACCAACCUUAAAAAAGAAAGAGACCAGCUACUAACCAACAAUACCAACCUUAAAAAAGAAAGAGACUGGCUACUAACCAACACUACCAACCUUAAAAAAGAAAGAGAGUGGCUACUAACCAACAAUACCAACCUAAUUAAACAAAAUGCAAAGUUAAGUCAUGAGAACAUAGAUCUGUGGAAAUGUUUUAAUGAAAAAGAUGGCUGGAAAUAUAACCGGUUCAGCUACUACUACAUUUCAUCUGAGCCUAAAAACUGGAAUGAGAGCAGGAGAUACUGUAGAGAGAGAGGAGCAGAUCUGAUCAUCAUUAACAACAAAGAGGAACAAGAUUUUGUUAAGAAGAUAUCUAUUACAGCGAGAUUCUGGAUUGGUUUGACUGACAUUGAAGUUGAGGGCAGAUGGAAAUGGGUUGAUGGAAGCACACUGACCACUGGGUUUUGGGUGACACCACAGCCUGAUGGCAAAAGAAAUGAGAACUGCGUUUUGUCAACUUCAUCAGGAUGGUUUGAUUAUCAAUGUUCUGAUUCAAUGAAAUGGAUCUGUGAGAAGAACAAAAUAUAAACAACUAUAAUAUGCAAUACAUGUUUAUUCAGGACAUUUUAAACAUCCUAAAGAGGUUUUAAAUAGGAAGGGUUUCAACAUCUAGCUUUUUUAAUUUACAAAUAAAAGUAAAGUUACCGUUGUUAAUUUGGGUUUUUGCUCUUUGCUGAUCCAGGCAGUUUUUGCUGUUGUUGUUAUAAAAGACGUCUUUCAUUUUGUGGCUCCUGUGCAGGUUGUCAAUUCAGGAGAAAAGUUUGCCAUUCUCCCUGUUUACAGACAGAAGGUGAGCACACGUGAACGCGCCAAUGACGUAUGGUGUCUGCGUGAACAAGCUGCACGGUGGGCAUUCAAAUUACGCUUACGGGACAAAAAAGGCAACGUCCGUUCGGAACUAGAUCUAUUAUUGGUGGAAAUUUUUUUAGGUCCUACGCCUUUCACAGAAGACAAAUCUCUACAAAAACAUUUAAACAACUUAACAUAGUGAUUGCUAUCAGGAUGUGAGGAGACUUUUAACCAGCAUAACUAAAAAUGUUUCAGGAUCAAAUCUGGUACCCUACCUUUAAUGGCUAAUAUCACAUAACACUGUAUUCAGCACAUACUGUGCUACAAUUAUAUGUAAGUAACAUAUGUGUACUUGUUUGUAUUUUUAAGUAAAUGAUGUUUAUGCAUGGUUAGUAAAAAAUAUAUAUUUUAAAAGUUGCUGAAAUAAGGCCAAUGAACACAAUCUUAACAUUUGUUCACAAACAAAAAAAGUACUGGAUCGUGUAGAGUUGAGAAUUUGCUACAAAAAUGUGUAAAAAUCAUUUUACCCACUCAUUCACAUGAAACAAUAUAUUGAUUUAACUUUUGUAAGAAACUUUUUGUUGUGUAAAGGCAAUAUGCAAGAGAAUGUCACAGUGUACAUUUUAGGACAUUCUCAGACCUCAGCGUCAGUGCUCAGGCAUCAGAUGAAACGGCAUUGUGCCUCAGCCUGAAAGGUAUCAGUUCUCAGAAACAAAAAGGUCAGGACUAAUGUCUUGCACAUCAAACAUUGACAUCUUAACGGGAUCAGACGAAACGCCAUCAGGUCUCGCACAACAAGGCAUAUGACAAAACAGCCUCAGAUAGAAAAGCAUCAGAUGAUUUUACACGUGACCCCGCUCCUUCGCAUGACAUCAUUAUCUCAAACUUACGGAAGAUCAAUAAAGACUUAUGAGGGCAUUUUUGUUUCUUUAACCUGUGUAUUUAAUUGUAGCCCUGACACAAAUUGUUGUUGUUUCUUUUCUCACUCAUAUACCUCUGUAUAAUAUGAUGUAAGCUGUAUAUGUUUGUACAAAUUCUGUAUACUAUAGCCUAAUAAAACAACCUUUAUGAA
Paramisgurnus dabryanus is the source of this 2740-nucleotide messenger RNA. Lineage: Eukaryota; Metazoa; Chordata; Actinopteri; Cypriniformes; Cobitidae. The record is from RefSeq and is a predicted model, not a curated record.